Molecule: messenger RNA, 1339 nt
Organism: Humulus lupulus (European hop)
Lineage: Eukaryota; Viridiplantae; Streptophyta; Magnoliopsida; Rosales; Cannabaceae
Exons: 2
Coding region: 580-1203 (207 amino acids)
Source: RefSeq, a predicted model, not a curated record
UCGCCAUACCUGCAGUUGUUGGGUCGGAGGCGAACGCCGUGAACGAUCUUAUCAACGCUGACCCCGCCAUGAAAAAGGCUGCAUACCUAUUCACUGUGGAAAAUCUUAACCUUCACAAGCUGUCCCCGGUUUCAGAUCCCAAGUUGUUGUGGACUAUUCCUGGGUCAAAGAAGAUGAAGGCUACCUCGGCUGACCCUCGUUCAGGUGAAGGUGAGGCUGAGGGUGUGCCGGAGGGAGUCUCCCUUGGACACGGGCAACCUUACUAGCUGUCCUCGUCCCCCAGGGGAUGUCCUCCCUUUGUCCCUUCCGACCCUGACAUAGCUUCCCAAUCCCAAGGUCAACAGGCCAUACUGGGGCAUUUUGUUUGCCCCGACCCCACGGACAUUGACGCUUUUCCUCAGGCUCCCCUCGACCCCGGUCCAUUGAGGGCUUACUUUCCCGAUCUUCCUGCACCCUCUCUUGAUCUGCCUGGGGCUCAUUUUUCCAAUUUCCUGCACCCCUCCUAUUUCGGCGAGCGAGUCGUCUGUCCUUACCCAGCCGGGUACCCUUGGCUCGGAAGGGGCACCCUGGGUGGGUCACAUGGCGGCCUCUUACGGGUGGCGGUAUGUCCAGAUCGCCUCAGACCUCCCCGAAGCUGAUUGGAGUGGUCUUGGGAGUUUCGCCAUGUCAGAUCUCGGGGAGACUCUUACACGCACUAUUGCUUGGGCCUAUACCGUGGCUCAGCGGUUUGCCGGCUCGGCUCACGACCUUUCCGCGUCGAGUACCGAGAGGGACCGUCUUGCGGCCCGGGUCCAGGAGCUCGAGAGAGAGCUUGAUGAAACCAAGUCUAGGCUAGAAAAGGCCUUGGCGAAAAUUUCUGGCUCGUCAAAAAGGAAGAAGAAGGCAGUUGUCAAGGCCAUGAUGUUGCAGGAAAGGGUCACCAGCCUAGAGGGUGAACUCCAGGGUGCCAAGGCUACGACGGAUGCGUCGCAGGAGAGGGUCGCUUCCCUAGAGGCCGAACUUGAGGUUGCUAAGGCUACUGUAGUUGCGUCGCAGGAGAGGGUCGCCUCCUUAGAGGCGGACAGGGUAGCCAUUGAGUAUAGGUCUAUAGAGCGCACCCUCUAUGGUGUAUGGAGGCAGGAUCCAAACUUCGAUUUCUCCUCCUUUGGCGAGCACGCCGUCGCCCGGGCGGCUGAGUGGAACGCCCAGGGCAGGAGGCCCUGAGAUCGUUAUUUCAUAAUUUUUGCCAGUUAGCCCGCUGUGGGUGCAUGCUCAUUUGAGCCCUGUUGUGCUUGUAGUAAUUUUUUUUUUUAAAUCUUGCCAUGUUACUAAGACUUUUUUUUUUAAUAUAUACAUAUGC